AUGGUGAGUGAGCAUUUUUUUGUGAUUUAUUGAAUGAUUCUGUUUUUGUAGAUAACUAUAUUUCUAAUUUGAAAGUUGUUUCUAUGCUAAUCUCACAAAUAAAGUAAUGUUCAGUUUUAUAUCUUGUUCACUAAACAACUAAAUAACAAAAUAGCAAGCUAGCUGGUGGUGGUGGUUAAGAUAGCUAGCUAAGUUAAUUUCAAUAGCCUUGUUAGCUAGAAAACGUGAAUACUGCCUGAUGACUGAGGCUUACUGAGGGCUGUAUGAAAGGAGAGUAAUCAGGGUGGUGAUGAAGUCCAGGUGUGCUUAGCGAUGGGGAGCGGGUGUGCGCAAUGAUGGUUUCCAGGUGUGCGCAAUGUGGGUUGCCAGGACCGGUGGUUAGUAGGCCAGCGAUGUCGAGCGCCGGAGGGAGCAGGGAUAGGCGUGACAGUACCCCUCCCCCGAUUCACGGCUCCAGCCGCAUGACGACGCUGGCCAGGAAGACGGAGAUGGAAAUCCCGGAUGAUGUUGGGGUGCCCCUCCCAGUCUACCAGGUACUGGAGCCAACCCCCACAACAUCGGGAGUCCAGGAGGGACUUAACAUCAUAGGCGGGGGUCCCCUCGAUGUCCAGGGGAGGCGGAGGGUUGUCACAGGGGAUGGCCUCAGCCAGGGGACGAGGAACCACCGGCCUGAGGAGGGAAACAUGAAAGAAGGGUGAGAACCGGUAGUUGGUGGGGAGUUCUAAAUGAUAGGUUACCUCAUUGACUCUCCGGAGGACCUUGAAGGGCCCCACAAACCGGGGACUCAGCUUCCGGGAGGGCAGGCGGUGCGGAAGGUUCCUGGUGGAGAGCCCGACGCAAUCACCAGGAUGGAACAUGGGAGGCGGUCCACCUGAUCCUUCUGACGGCGCACACUGGAACGUCUUGUCCACUGCAGGGGCCUCGUCUGGCUCGGAGUCCAUGGAGCCAGGGCCGGCUGAUAUCCCAGGACGCACUGGAAGGGGGUCAGCCCGGUGGAGGAGUGACAAAGUGAGUUCUGGACGUAUUCCGUCUAGGGAAGGAACCGGGCCCACUCCCCCUGCCGGUCCUGGCAGUGACUCCUUAGGAACCUCCCCAGAUCCUGAUUGGUCCUCUCCAUCUGCCCGUUAGACUGAGGCCGGUACCCGGAUGUGAGGCUGACCAUGGCCCACAGCUUCUCCAUAAAGGCUUUCCAGACCCGCGAUGUGAAUUGGGGACCACGGUCGGAAACUAUGUCCUCUGGAAGGCCAUAGUGCCAGAAGACCUGAUGGAAUAGUGCCUCAGCGACCUGGAGAGCGGUAGGUAGACCAGAGAGAGGGAUAAAACUGAAGGAUUUAGAGAAUCUGUCAACAACAACCAGAAUAGUGGUAAAACCAUCAGAAAGAGGGAGACCUGUUACAAAGUCUAUGGACAGAUGUGACCAAGGCCGCUGAGACACGAGAAGGGGAAGUAGUUUUGGAUUGAGUACAUACCGAACAUGAGUUGACAUAGUGGGUGACGUCCUGCUCCAAAAUGGGCCACCAGUGUUUAUUGGAAAGUGAUUAGAUGGUGCGGGUGAUACCGGGGUGUCCAGCGGCGAGAGAUGUGUGUGCCCAGGUCAACAGCUGAUCUCUUACCCCCGUGGGGACAUAGUUGCGCUGGCGGAUGUCCACAUCUACGUCCCAAAACACGGGGCCAACGAUAUGGGAGGACCGAUUAAUGGGCUGGAGGACACUCACAGGGCCCUCCACCGACGUGGAACCACAGGGUGAGGGAAAACAGGUCCUCUGGCAUCCUGGUCCCCAGGUGGUGAUUCUCAUCUUUGACCAGGAGAUGGUGGGGUUAUGAAGUUGGAGCCACGGGAGGCCGAGGAUGACUUUGUGUGUGGGUGCGGUGAUGAUGAGGAUGGGAAGGCUUUCCUGGUGCUUUCUCUCCUCAAUGUGGGUUGUCAGGACCGGUGGUUAGUAGACAGGCGACAUCAAGCACCGGAUGGAGGGAGCAGGAGUAGACGUGACUGUUGUUGUAUUCUGAUUCAUCAAUAUACACUACCGUUCAAAAGUUUGGGGUCACUUAGAAAUGUCCUUGUUUUCGAAAGAAAAGCUUUUUUUUUGUCCAUUAAAAUAACAUCAAAUUGAUCAGAAAUACAGUGUAGACAUUGUUAAUGUUGUACAUGGCUAUUGUAGCUGGAAACGGCUGAUUUGUUAUGGAAUAUCUACAUAGGCGUACAGAGGCCCAUUAUCAGCAACCAUCAGUCCUGUGUUCCAAUGGACCCGGUGCACAACUGAGCAAGAGGACAAAUACAUUAGAGUGUCUAGUUUGAGAAACAGGCGCCUCACAGGUCCUCAACUGGCAGCUUCAUUAAAUAGUACCCGUCAACAGUGAAGAGGCGACUCCGGGAUGCUGACCUUCUAGGCAAAGUUGCAAAGAAAAAGCCAUAUCUCAGACUGCCCAUCUUAAUCUUUUCUUUUUAUUGGCCAGUCUGAGAUAUGGCUUUUUUUUUGCAACUUUGCCUAGAAGGUCAGGAUCCCGGAGUCGCCUCUUCACUGUUGAUGUUGAGACUGGUGUUUUGCGGGUACUAUUUAAUGAAGCUGCCAGUUGAGGACAUGUGAGGCACCUGUUUCUCAAACUAGACACUAUAAUGUAUUUGUCCUCUUGCUCCGUUGUGCACCGGGGCCUCCCACUCCUCUUUCUAUUCUGGUUAGAGCCCAUUUGCGCUGUUCUGUGAAGGGAGUAGUACACAACGUUGUACGAGAUCUUCAGUUUCUUGACAAUUUCUCGCAUGGAAUAGCCUUCAUUUCUCAGAACAAGAAUAGACUGACGAGUUUCAGAAAAAAGUUAUUUGUUUCUGGCCAUUUUGAGCCUGUAAUCGAACCCACAAUUGCUGAUACUCAACUAGUCUCAAGGCCAGUUUUAUUGCUUCUUUAAUCAGCACAACAGUUUUCAGCUGUGCUAACAUAAUUGCUAAAUGGUUUUCUAAUGAUCAAUUAGCCUUUUAAAAUGAUCAACUUGGAUUAGCAAACACAACGUGCCAUUGGAACACAGGACUGAUGGUUGCUGAUAAUAGGACUCUGUACGCCUAUGUAGAUAUUCCAUUAAAAAUCAGCCGUUUCCAGCAACAAUAGCCAUUUACAACAUGAACAAUGUCUACACUGUAUUUCUGAUCAAUUUGAUGUUAUUUGAAUGGACAAAAUUAUUGCUUUUCUUUCGAAAACAAGGACAUUUCUAAGUGACCCCAAACUUUUGAACAGUAGUGUAUAUCUUCCAUUUUAGUCAGUGAGUGCAUACAUUUUUUCAUACUUGCCCCCCGUGGGAAUCGAACCCACAACCCUGGCGUUGCAAGCGCCAUGCUCUACCAACUGAGCUACAUGGGACCACUUCUUCUUCUUCAUGUGGUUUUCCGGCAGACUAGAGGCUUUGUUGUGAAUUGCUGCCUUUCACAGUUCGGAAAGUGCAUUACACAUUUGUUCACAAAGAAAAGGGAAAUGGAGAAAUAAUGAAAUUGCACCACCAUCUAACCCUAUGUGCCCUAGCGCCUCAGAAAAUAUUCAUAACCCUUGACUUAUUCCACAUUCUGUUGUGUUACAGCCUGAAUUAAAACAUUCUUAAAUAGAUUGUUUUCUCACCCAUCUACACACAAUACCCCAUAAUGACACAUUGUAAACAUGUUUGGACAUUUUAGUAAAUGUAUUGAAAAUGAAAUACAGAAAUAUCUCAUUUACAUAAGUAUUCACAACCCUCAGUCAAUACUUUUUCGAAGCACCUUUGGCGGCGAUUACAGCUUUGAGUCGUCUUGGGUAUGUCUGUAUCAGCUUUGCACAUCUGGAUUUGGGGAUUUUCUCCCAUUCUUCCUUACAGAUUUUCUCAAGCUCUGUUAAGUUAGAUGGGGAGUGGUGGUGAACAGCCAUCUUCAAGUCUUUCCACAGAUUUUCAAUGGGAUUCAAGUCUGGGCUUUGGCUGGUCCACUCAAGGACUUUCACAUUCUUGUUCUGAAGCCAUUCCAGCAUUGCUUUGGCUGUAUGCUUGGGGUCAUUGUGCUGUUGGAACGUAAAUCUUCGCUCACAGUCUAAGGUUGUUUGCACUCUGAAGCAGGUUAUCAUCAAGGAUUUGCCUGUAUUUGGCUCCAUUCAUUGUUCCCUCCAUGCUAAUCAGUCUCCUAGUCCCUGCCUCUGAAAAGCAUCCCCAUAGCAUGAUGCUGCCACCACCAUCCUUCAUGGUAGGGAUGGUGUUAGACAGGUGAUGAGCUGUGCCUGGAUUUCUCCAGACAUUGCGCUUUGCAUCCAGGCCAAAGAAUUACAUUUUUAUCUCCUCAUUGAUUGGAGUCCACCUGUGGCCAAUUCAAUUGUUUGGACACUAUUUACAAAGAAACACACCUGCUCUGACUAGGAGUCCAAGGAACUGUCUGUAGAUAUCCGAGAUAGAAUUGUGAUGAGGCGGGGGAAAGGGUAUAAAUCAUUGGAUGCACCUGAGCUCAAUUUGGAGUGUCAUAGCAAAGGGUGUGAAUACUUACAGUACCAGUUAAAAGUUUGGACACAUAUACUCAUUCAAGGGUUUUCUUUAUUUUUACAUUGUAGAAUUAUAGUGAAGACAUCAAAACUAUGAAAUAUAUAUAUAUAUAUAUAUAUAUAUAUAUAUAUAUAUAUAUAUAUAUAUAUAUAUAUAUAUUAUAUUAUAUUUGAGAUUCAUCAAAUAGCCACCCUUUGCCUUGAUGACAGCUUUGCACACUCUUGGCAUUCUCUCAACCAGCUUCACCUGGAAUGCUUUUCCAACAGUCUUGAAGGAGUUGCACACUGAGCACUUGUUGACUGCUUUUCCUUCACUCUGCCGUCCGACUCAUCCCAAACCAUCUCAAUUGGGUUGAAGUCGGGGAUUGUGGAGGCCAGGUCAUCUGACGCAGCACUCCAUCACUCUCCUUCUUGGUAAAAUAGCCGUUACACAGCCUGGAGGUGUCUUGGGUCAUUGUCCUGUUGAAAAACAAAUGAUAGUCCCACUAAGCCCAAACCAGAUCGGAUGACGUAUCGCUGCAGAAUGCUGUGGUAGCCAUGCUGGUUAAGUGUGCCUUAAAUUCUAAAGAAAUCAUAGACAGUGUCACCAGCAAAGCAGCCCCACACCAAAACACCUCCUCCUCCAUGAUUUACGGUGGGAACUACACAUAAGUAGAUCAUCCGUUCACCCACACCGGGUCUCACAAUGACACGCUGGUUUGAACCAAAAAUCUCCAAUUUGGACUCCAGACCAAAGGACACAUUUCCACCGGGCUAAUGUCUAUUGCUCGUGUUUCUUGGCCCAAGCAGGUCUCUUCUUCUUAUUGGGGUCCUUUAGUAGUGGUUUCUUUGCAACAAUUGGACCAUGAAGGCCUGAUUCACAAAAUCCCCUCUGAACAGUUGAUGUUGAGAUGUGUCUGUUACUUGAACUCUGUGAAGCAUUUAUUUGGGUGUCACGAACAUUGAGAGACGGGUCAGACCAAGGUGCAGCGUGAAAAGCGUACAUGUUUAUUUAACUCAAUAAACAUAAACAAAACAAGAAACACCGUAACGUGAAGUCCUCAGGCUAUACACAUACAAGCCUAACACAGAACAUAAACAAGAUCCCACCACUAAGGUACGCAAACAGGGUACCUAAGUAUGAUCCCCAAUCAGAGACAACGAGCGACAGCUGCCUCUGAUUGGGAAUCACACCCGGCCAAACCUAGAAAUACAAUUCUAGAUCCUAAACAUAGAAAUUCUAACAUAGAGUUUCACACCCUGACCAAACUACCUAGAGAAUAACAGUCUCUCCAGGUCAGGGCGUGACAUUGGGCUGCAAUUUCUGAGGCUGGUAACUUUAAUGAACUUAUCCUCUGCAGCAGAGGUAACUCUGGGUCUUCCAUUUCUGUGGCGGUCCUCAUGAGAGCCAGUUUCAUUAUAGUGCUUAAUAGUUUUUGCGACCUCACUUGAAGAAACUUUCAAAGUUCUUGAAAUGUUCAGUAUUGACUGACCUUCAUGUCUUAAAGUAAUGAUGGACUGUCGUUUCUCUUUUCUUAUUUGAGCUGUUCUUGCCAUAAUAUGGAAUUGGUCUUUUACCAAAUAGGGCUCUCUUCUGUAUACCCCCCCCUACCUUGUCACAACACAACUGAUUGGCUCAAAUGCAUUAAGAAGGAAAGAAAUUCCACAAAUUAACUUUUAAGAAGGCACACCUGUUAAUUUAAAUGCAUUCCAGGUGACUACCUCAUGAACCUGGUUAAGAGAAUGCCAAGAGUGUGUAAAGUCUGUCAUCAAGGCAAAGGGUGGCUAUUUGAAGAAUCUCAAAUACAAACUGUAUUUUUAUUUGUUUAACACUUUUUUGGUUACUACAUGAUUCCAUAUGUGUUAUUUCAUAGUUUUGAUGUCUUCAGUAUUAUUCUACAAAAAUAAAGAAAAGCCCUUGAAUGAGUAGGUGUGUCCAAACUUUAGUAGUGUUUAUAAAUGAGAUUUUGAUAUUUCCUUUUAAAUACAUUUGCUAAAAACAUGUUUUCAAUUGUCAUUAUGGGGUAUUGUGUGUAGAUGGGUGCAUUUUUUUUUCUUUAAUCAAUUUUGAAUUCAGACUGUAACACAACCAAAUGUUGAAAAAGUCAAGGGGUGUGAAUAGUUUCUGAAGUCACUGUAUAUACCACUAUCCCCAACACACCCCACCAACCCUUUCCACUACUUUGUCCCUAACAGAUCCUACACCAGGCCGUCGGCCUGGGAGGCUGUAAACCCUUCUCUCUAAACCCUCUGUAGUUCUUUUUUACUAAAAUCUCUGACACCCAAAAAUGUCUCUGCUGCUGCUACCGCCAAUUUAGUCUUCUGGGAUUUUUCUUUCCAUCUGUGCGGUACAGUUAAUGCAAUAAAUGCCAAGAAGCCAACCUUACUAAAACACAAACUGUUUGGGUCACUCUGUACUGGCCUACUACUCACAGGGAUCCUCUCAGGAAGACAGACAGGGUUCUGCAUUGAACCAAACAACGUGCAUCACAGACACCGGGGAUCCUCAGUUGAUCCACCUCAACACUCAACACCAAACUCAGUUAUCACUCUGUUCAGUGAUGCUCUGCUCCGGAGAGCAAAGCAGGACGCAGUUCUCGUCCCAAGUCACAAAAUGCGCAGCACCCUCUGGGCAACAGACACACAAAACAUCAACACAAGUCCACCUCUGGAUACUUUGACCGAAUUGACAGAACCCAACUGCUUCUUCACCCAGACUGAUACCAGAAAUGGAUCGUCCAAAAGGCAUGGAUCUACGUUCUCCAAGAAUCGUACUCCCACUGGACCGAAGUCAUCUCUGGCAUUUUCCUGAUCAUUGGGGUGAGGCUCGGAAGCCUUCCCCUCACAUUUUUGGCGCAGGUUCUUCCUCUUCACUUCUGUCAGGUUCAAUUUCUAAGAGGUCACUAUCUGUUGACUGCUCAGGCUUUUCAGGAGAGGAACAUGUAAUUACUGUAUCCCUCCUGUACUUGACUCAAAGGAGAAAGUACUCAGUUUGUAUUUUGCAGAUGUCGGUUUGGGUUUGAACCUCACACCCUUCUUUCUGCCUCACGUCAUCUCGCCAUCCGCCAUCUUGCCUUCUUCCCUGAGCACCACCCUCACCAUUGAAACGAACCCACAACCCUUGUGUUGCAAGUGCCAUGCUCUACCAACUGAGCUACACGGGGCCAGUAUGGCGUUUCCUCCAACACAUUGGUGCGGCUGGCUUCCGGGUUAAGCGUGCAGUGUCUCAGGAAGCAGUGCGGCUUGGCAGGGUUGUGUUUCGGAGGACGCAUGGCUCUCGACCUUUGCCUCUCCCGAGGCCGUAGGGAAGUUGCUGCGAUGGGACAAGACUAACUACCAGUUGGGGAGAAAAAUAUUUUGUGUGUCAUCGCUGCUUUUCCUUGCCCCAUUGAAUAAAAUGUACUGUAUUUCUUAUAGCCCAACUAUUCUUUAUUUACAAUUUAAACACAUUUAGCAUAGACAAUGUAAUUGUUGUCUUAGGAAAACCAUCUUCAUUAUCACAUUGGCACAUCUAAGUGCCACUGAGACCUUCUGGGAGAAAAGUAUCUGGUAUUGAACUUGGUAGUAGUAUUUGUGUAUGUUAUAAACUAAGGAUCCCAUCAUCUCGUGCUUUCAGACAUUUCACUUCCUAGAUUACAAGGGUUGGAUUUGCACUAAACAACACAAGGCAUGUACAAAAUCUAGUAUAAUGAUUAGCCUCAUAUACAGUGCAUUCGGAAAGUAUUCAGACCCCUUGACUUUUUCCAAAUUUUGUUACGCUACAGCCUUAUUCUAAAAUUGAUUAAAUAGAUUUUUUUCCUCAUUAAUCUACACACAAUACCAUAAUGACAAAGCAAAAACAGGUUUUUAGACAUUUUUGCAAAUGUAUCAACCAAAAGCCUCAAGUCUUCUUGGGUAUGAUGCUACAAGCGUGAAUUUUGGGAGUUUCUCCCAUUCUCCUCUGCAGAUCCUCUCAAACUCUGGCAGGUUGGAUGGGGAGCGUCGCUGCACAGCUAUUUUCAGGUCUCUCCAGAGACGUUCGAUCAGUUUCAAGUCCGGGCUCUGACUGGGCCACUCAAGGUCAUUCAGAGACUUGUCCCGAAGCCACUCCUGCGUUGCCUUGGCUGUGUAGUUAGGGUCGUUGUCCUGUUGGAAGGUGAACAUUUGCCCCAGUCUGAGGUUCCUGAGCUCUUUUCAUCAAGGAUCUCUCUGUACUUUGUUCCGUUCAUCUUUCCCUCGAUCUUGACUAGUCUCCCAGUCCCUGCCGCUGAAAAACAUCCCCACAGCAUGAUGCUGCCACCACCAUGCUUAACCGUAGGGAUGGUGUCAGGUUUCCUCCAGACGUGACGCUUGGCAUUCAGGCUAAAGAGUUCAAUCUUGGUUUCAUCGGACCAGAGAAUCUUGUUUCUUAUGGUCUGAGAGUCCUUUAGGUGACUUUUGGCAAACUCCAAGCGGGCUGCCAUGUGCCUUUUACUGAGGAGUGGCUUCUGUCUGGCAACUCUACCAUAAAGGCCUGAUUGGUGGAGUGCUGCAGAGAUGGUCAUCAUUCUGGAAGGUUCUCCCAUCUCCACAGAGGAACUCUGGAGCUCUGUCAGAGUGACCAUCGGGUUCUUGGUCACCUCAUCCCCCGAUUGCUCAGUUUGGCCGGGCGGACAGCUCUAGGAAGAGUGUUGGUUGUUUCAAACUUCUUCCAUUUAAGAAUGAUGGAGGCCACUGUGUUCUUGGGGACCUUCAAUGCUGCAGAAAUAUUUUGGUAUCCUUCCCCAGAUCUAUGCUUCGACACAAUUUUGUCUCGGAGCUCUACGGGCAAUUCCUUUGACCUCAUGGCUUGGUUUUUGCUCUGACAUGCACUGUCAACUGUGGGACCUUAUAUAGACAGGUGUGUGCCUUUCUAAGUCAUGUCCAAUCAAUUGAAUUAAGGAUCAUCAAUGGAAACAGGAUGCACCUGAGCUCAAUUUUGAGUCUCAUAGCAAAGGGUCUGACUACCUAUGUAAAUAAGGUAUGUCUGUUUUUUAUUUUUAGUAAAUGUGCAGAAAUGUCUAAACCUGUUUUCACUUUUCGUUUUGGGGUAUUGUGUGUAGAUUGAUGUGGGAAAAAAAACUAUUUAAUCAAUUUUAGAAUAAGGCUGUAACGUAACAAAAUGUGGAAAAAGGGAAGGGGUCUGAAUACUUUCCGAAUGCACUGUACAUUGUCUACUGGUAUCGUUUUUAAAUUGAGAACAUAUAGCUCAACGCUAUGUAAACAAUGUGUCAGUUAAGUUAUUCUCUGCUUCAGAUGCACAAUAUCAUGGUGUGCAUUGCAAAUGGCCAUAAGGCAAAUGCCUUCAUACUGUAGGCCAGUGGUUGCCAACUCUGGUCCACGAAUACCCCCAACAGUACACAUUUUUAUUGUAGCCCCGGGCAAGCACACCUGAUUCAACUUGUCAACUAAUCAUCAGGCCCUCAAUAAGUUGAAUCAGGUAUGUUUGUCCGGGGCUACAAAAGAAAUGUGUGCUGUUGGGUGUACUCAAGGACUGGAGUUCGGAACCACUGCUGUAGGCCUAUGGCUGCAUUGGCGUUGUAUGCCAUUAUCAGCUGCAAAAUGGAUUCACAUGCCUGAUAUCCUGAAAAAAAGAGUGACAAUCAAAAGUAAUUGGAGAGCUUACAACUGAACAAAAAGAUAGUGUUCAUUUGAGAAUACAACAAAGAAACAGACAAAUUAGAGACAUGUUCCCUUCCCCUCUUUAUUGCAGGAUUGUGACCUGUGAUUAAACAACAUUGACACUAGUUCAUCUUCAAUAAUAGUUUAAGUUAGCAAUUAAAACAAGUUUAAACACUUCACAAAGAAUCAACACUUUCAUAUAAUUUCAAAGAGUACAAGUAAGCUAACUCAUAUCUAAAGGUUAGACAUCUUAGUAACAAGUAGGCUAUUAUUACUAAAGCAUAAUUUCAGGUGGAAAAACAAAAAGUCCAUACCAGAGGUGGCCAACCUUGCUCAACUGAUCCCUGGUCUACUGGGUGAGCAGACUUCUAUUCAAUCCCAGCAACAGCACACUUCAUUAUCAACUAAUUAGGUUUGAUACAUUUAAUCAGGUGUGUUAGUGCUAGGCUGGAACAGAAGCCUGCACACCCAGCAGGGUUGGCCUGCUCCAGUUGUAAUACGUUUACACAUUGUGUGUGGCUUUUAAACUCUUUAUUUUUUAUUUUUACAUACAGUACUAGUCAAAAGUUUGGACACACCUACUUAUUCAAGAGAUUUUCUUUAUUUUUACUAUUUUCUACAUUGUAGAAUAAUAGUGAAGACAUCAAAACUAUGAAAUAACACAUAUGGAAUCAUGUUGUAACCCAAAGAAGUGUUGAGAUUCUUCAAAUAGCCACCCUUUGCCUUGAUGACCAUCUUAACUAUUUCAAAAUUCUCUCUUGGACCGAGGGUGCCACUGGUUUUAAGUCGCACACAGGGUUACCUCAUCAGGAGAGCAUGAGUCCAACUCACACUCUGUGUCUGUGUCUGUGUGUUUCAGCAUGGGGGGAGCCGUCCCAGCCCUUUCCAGCGCAUAUGAAGCGUAUCGUCGGGGGGCGUAGUGCUGUGCCAGGCCUUCCCCUGGCAGGUCCUCUUCACCGUGGAAGCCACUGUGGUGCCUGUGUCACCCGAACACGUCCGCGUCUACCUGGGCCUGCACGACGUCAGCGCCAAGCAACACGCCACCAACCGCUCAGUGGAGCAAGUCAUCCUCCACCCUUACUUCGACCCUUGCAACUACAACAACGACAUCGCCCUGGUCAAGCUGAGUCAGGCGGUGCCUGUGGGGGAGCUGGUGCGGCCUGUCUGCCUGCCUCCAGACAGCCCCCAGAGCUCCCAGCUCAACACCUUGGGCCUGGUGGCCGGCUGGGGCAUCUCCAACCGCAACGCCUCCGCGGCCGCUGACACUGCCAUGCUCUCCUCCGACCUGGGCAUGGUGUCGGACGUGAUGCAGUAUGUCAAGCUGCCCGUGGUGGCGCAGGAGGAGUGCAAGGCCAGCUACCCCUCAUGCUCCAUCAACUACAACAUCACUGACAACAUGUUCUGUGCCGGCUUCUACGAGGGCAGGCACGACACGUGCCUGGGGGACAGCGGGAGGCCUUUGUGA
Coregonus sp. 'balchen' is the source of this 11541-nucleotide messenger RNA. The record is from the annotation of a GenBank genome assembly. Lineage: Eukaryota; Metazoa; Chordata; Actinopteri; Salmoniformes; Salmonidae.